This is a messenger RNA of Striga hermonthica, 1323 nucleotides long. Lineage: Eukaryota; Viridiplantae; Streptophyta; Magnoliopsida; Lamiales; Orobanchaceae. The record is from the annotation of a GenBank genome assembly.
AUGGCUCUUCAGUUUAAGAUUCUUGGGAGGUUCAAUCGUGCUCGAGCAGCUCAGCUCACACUCCCUCACUUUGGUUGCCAAACGCCACUAUUUAUGCCUGUGGGUACCCAAGGCACAAUAAAAGGUCUAACGACUAGUCAGCUUGAGGAAAUUGGUUGCCAAAUAAUUCUCGGAAACACUUACCAUUUGGCCCUUCGUCCAACUUCAGAGCUUAUUGACGAGUUGGGGGGCCUCCAUAAUUUCAUGAAUUGGCCAAGGGCUUUGCUCACUGACUCGGGUGGCUUUCAAAUGGUCUCAUUAUUGCAUUUGGCCGAUAUUACGGAGAAGGGUGUCACAUUUCAGUCACCGGUCGAUGGGAAGCCCAUGCUACUUACUCCAGAAGAGUCAAUACAAAUACAAAACCGAAUAGGAGCCGAUAUUAUUAUGGCACUUGAUGACGUCGUUAAGACUACUAUUACUGGCCCACGGAUUGAAGAAGCAAUGUAUCGUACGCUUCGUUGGAUAGAUAGGUGCAUAAAAGCACACAAGAGACCCCAUGAUCAGAAUUUAUUUGGAAUUGUACAAGGUGGUUUAGAUCCAGUCUUAAGGGAUAUAUGUGUCAAGGGUUUGGUGGAACGAGAUUUACCAGGCUAUGCAAUUGGUGGGCUUGCAGGAGGUGAAGAUAAAGAUUCAUUUUGGCGAGUUGUUGCCCAGUGCACAGCUGCAUUGCCUGAGAAUAAGCCUCGAUAUGUUAUGGGUAUUGGUUAUCCUCUGGAUAUUGUAGUUUGCAGUGCAUUAGGUGCUGACAUGUACGAUUGUGUCUAUCCUACCCGUACAGCUCGUUUUGGGACUGCUCUUGUGCCUGAGGGAGUUUUAAAACUUAAAAACCAAGCAAUGGCUAAUGAUACUCGACCGGUCGACCCUACGUGUGAAUGCAUGGUUUGUAAAAAGUACUCGAGAGCAUACAUUCACUGCCUUGUCACCAAAGAUGCAAUGGGAUCUCAACUUUUAUCUUAUCACAAUUUAUUUUACAUGAUGAAGCUUAGCAGGGAUUUACACUCAUCAAUUGUGGAAGGCCGGUUCCCACAGUAUGUUUUAUCUGUUCUAUUCCCGAAAGGAGACGUUCCUCAGUGGGUAUGCAAUGCAAUGGAGGUGGCUGGCAUCGACAUAUCUUCAUGUUGUCCUACAUAUUUGCCACCCUCAGGGACCGAUAUGAAAUUUUAUGUCAAGAAGGUGCCCAAGUCGAAAAUAGAUUUGACGGAUGAGGAGACUCUACAUGUAAAAAAAGCAAUUUUGGAAAGUGGAACCCAACCCCAAAUCAAUCCCGGGUUAUAUUACACUUAA